Messenger RNA from Mycosarcoma maydis (corn smut), 3744 nucleotides. RefSeq lists its product as uncharacterized. The record is from RefSeq and is a predicted model, not a curated record. Gene Ontology annotation, biological process: apoptotic process; negative regulation of toll-like receptor 9 signaling pathway. The transcript has a single exon. Lineage: Eukaryota; Fungi; Basidiomycota; Ustilaginomycetes; Ustilaginales. The coding region runs from base 1 to 3744 and encodes 1247 amino acids.
AUGUCUUCCAAAUACGACCCACACAUGUCGUCGUCCAGAAGGUCUCUUGAUGAUUCAGAUCCAAGCUUCGCCCCACACACAAAUGACGCUGCCAUGCUUCGUCCUGUCACAGCAAGCGGAUCCCAUUCCAAUGCCUCGUCAGCUUCGCUCGGAAACCGCGGCGCCCCUAUGCAUGCCAUGAUGGUUCCCGGCGUUAUUGUACCCACCAUGGAACGCCCAGAUCCCACCUCACCCUUCUCGGAUUGGGAAGCCUACAUUGUCAAACAGGCGCAGACCUGGUCCGACAAACGCGCUCAACCAUCUCCGUCAUUCCCGCCACAGAGCAAGAACCACGGGCCACGCAUAGCAUGGGCCGACCAAGUUCGUAAACCUCCUUCUCAAACACAGCCGCUCACCUAUACAAAAGCCCGCGAUCGUUUCGCACCGCCCCCUGUUCCUCAAGACCCAUCUUCUCCUAGUUCACACGGUCUCUUCCACAGACCGUCCCGAUACAAUAUCAAUGUUGAACACAGCACUCCGCCCCCGUCUACCUCAUCCGUGGGUGAUCCAAACAUCUCGUCGCCCAUAAUCACCAGCCCCAUCCCCUUGGCAGCGCAACUGUCUUUGGCAGCUCCCCUACCCGCUCCCGUGCACACUGCAACGUCGGCUGCCGACGCUCCUCAUUCUCGCGCCUUUGCAGAGCCACUCCAAGUGCCCCGGAAUGUCGAGUCCACAGCCUCUUCCAUCCGUAGCCUUUCGUCUCUGCCGCUCUCGCUCUCGAGUGGUGACUUUUCCGCUUCGCUCCUCAUCGACUUUGACAAGCGAGACUCACUCAUUUCCAACUCGUCCAGUCGAGCGCCGGGUCCCUCCGACUUGCUUGCUACCUCGCUAUCCGCCCUUCUCGACUCGCAGAGCCGCGCUCCUCCUUCGAUUGCAAGCACUUACUCGAUGCAAUCGCGUCGCUCCUCGUGGGCCAGUUCAAUCGACUUGGACCCAGCCAUUAUCUGUACCCCUCCCCUAUCCACCGAGGGCUGGCAGGAGCAGCCUCAGCCUGGUCGCCCCGAUUUCCUCGCCGAAUAUGGCCUCGACCACGACACCGAAGAGAGCGACACCGAGUGCAGCCACUAUCCUGACGAACACGAGGCGCUUUCUUCGUUGCCAUCCUUAAGCAUGUCCCCGCCCAAGACACCGCAAGAUCAUGAGCUACCAUCUCAGUCCGUCUUUCAGCGUCUCGAGGCGGAUCUCAUCUCGCUCAGCGGUAAUGAUGACAACAACUCUCAGCGCCUCACGCCCGACGGUCGUCCUCUCCCAUCACUCGAAAUCGCUAGUCUGCCCAGAGAAAAGGAAGAAAUGGUACGCAAGGCACGAGCUCGUAUCCUCAGCCCGACCUCGUUCAAGAAGGCUUUCUCUCUCAAACCUAAAGGCUCCAACCCAGGUUCGGCCUCGUUGGGCUCUCGCUCCAACGACUCGUCGCCCAGCCUUGUCAACAGCAGCUCCGAGGAGGUCGGCAAAAUCAGCGAGACACCUAUCCAGACUCCCACCACAGCGUCUAUGCGACCUGACCUGCCCAGCUUUGUCACCGAGGACAUGACGCAGUGGGCUGCAGGCGUUCCACCUGUGGCACCGCCCGCUUCUGCUGCUCCUCAUGCACCCGCUAUGCAGCUGUCACCAUCCAUCGACUCAUCCGCGCACACCCCAAGCUCCGCCCACAGUUCCGCCGAAACGCCGCUUUCACCUAGCUUUAGCAACUCGGCUGCCUCAUUCGUCUCGCGAUCGUCGCACGAAUGUCCCUCUUCCAUCGGCUCCUUCGGUCAGAGAAAGCAUCGAGUGGGCACUCCUGGCCUCACCAAGAAAUCCGCCGCCGACGCUAGCAUCGCCACACCUACGCUCGACCCUCACCUUGCGCGCGUCCAGACGCGAGCUCGAUCUACUGGCAGCAUCAGCUCGCAAACGCCUUCUGUCACGCUCAGUGCCACCUCGUCCAACCGACGUCCCCGCACUUCGCGCAAGAGCGGAAGAAGUCGUAUCACUGACGGCAUGCCCAGCUUCGCCAACAUAGCAAGCACGUUGGCUGUGCCAGCUUCGCAACAGAGGCGUCUCUCGAAUCGAAGCGUUUCCAGCGAAGGAUCGGUCGACAAUCACAGCAAUGCCUCCAACGCCUCCAGCUACGCCAAGGUUGGUGGCUCGUCGGACGACGGCAUGCCACCGCUCUCUCCCUCGCCCUCGAGCAAUUCCGCGACGCCGGUGUUUAAGAGCGUAUUGCGAAAGCGUGUGCCUUCUGAAGACUUUUCCCUGUUAUCACCCAAGAAGGAGGUCUCGUUCGACCUGCCUAGCCCAGCAGGCUUUGACGCUGUAGAUGAGGCUCGCGGUGAAGAGGAAGAGAUCCUCGAGCACGAGCAGAGGCAGCGCAGUCACCUUAAGCUGCCGCCUAUGAAGCUGCAGCUCAAGCAAAGUGCUGCCACUACGGACGAUGCAUUGGCUGCUGUUCCGGAAUCGUCCAAGCGCGUGACUCUGGAUGAUUUCCACAUUAUUCACUUCCUGUCCACCUUCGGUCGCGAUCUCAAGAUUGUCGAGUCGCUAGAAGUGCUCGACAACAUGCAUGCAGAUUCGGACGACUGGCCUAAGCGCCAAGAUUGGGACUCGCUGCCUGGCUACCUGGUCGCCUACGUAACCACCUUGCUCUCGCGCUUUGCUGACGACAGCGCUACGCUCGUCUAUUCGGAUGAGCGUGCUCCCAUCUCUAAAGCCAACAGGACAGUAUCGGCUCCCUUGCUCAGCAGCCACCCCUGGUACACUUCCACCGUGCGCUCGAUCCUGCGCAUAGCCAGCUGGGAGCAGCCGCUCGUAUCUGCGAGUGUCUCGUCGUUCUAUGCCCUGAGUAUAGUCAAGGGCAAGCUCGCUGCUGUCGUUCUGCUUGCCUGCUUGGCGUUCCUGGUUACUACCCAGGCGGCUCAGAGUGACUCUUGUUCGAACGACGCGGAAGAGCUCAGCGAAGCGUACAGCAAGAUCGCCUCGGUUCUGUUCGGCUCUGCAAGCACGCACGAGCGUAUGCGCAAUCUGGUUCUGUGGCGAUCGCCCAAAGCUUCACUUCGGUUGACUGGCCUGCUGUUGGCUCUUGCUGCUGGUGCAACCAGAUUCGGCAGCGGACUGAUCAUGUCGUUGCCGGGACUGCUGAUCGGUCUGGCGUUGUUUGUCUGGCUGCCCGCUAUCGUACGCCAGCCCAAGUGGGCGCCGACUUGGCUCAAGCAGGGCAACCCUUUGGACGUGCUGCUGUACGAUGUUCCUACGAAUGCUCAACAUGCGAUCCUCACGUUGCGACGCCGAGCUGCCAGUGGUGAACAGCUUAUCCGGCGUCCGGCCUCGGAAGAUAAGCUUGCAAGUCUUUCAACCACGUCGUUUGACCACCGCGUAUCCGCACAGGAACUGCAGCACGUCAGCGACGUGAUCGAUGGCGCCUACUUUGGCGUCCACGACAACGAAGCUGGUCAUUUGAUUGUGCUUGCUUCGCGCAUCAUCUUCCGAACGCUCGCCAGCAAGUCGGACGAGCCGAUCAGCUUUACCAAGGAGCUCGCUAGCGCAAGCACGGGCAACGGAUGCAAGAUCGCCUUUGACGCACGUCUUGAAAAAGUGGUCUGUCUGCAAAAGACGCAGCGUGGUUUGGAGGUGAGACUCAAGAAUGGCCAAAAGGUCCAGUUUGACCAGAUGGAAGGUAGAGACGAGGCGUUUGCUAGGAUCGUCGCUCUCGCUCCACAGAAGUGGCAUUGA